Molecule: messenger RNA, 552 nt
Organism: Colletotrichum phormii
Lineage: Eukaryota; Fungi; Ascomycota; Sordariomycetes; Glomerellales; Glomerellaceae
Exons: 3
Coding region: 52-531 (159 amino acids)
Source: RefSeq, a predicted model, not a curated record
CUCUCAUCUUCUUGUUGCUGUCUUUCAAGCUUCUUGUUGCGGCGAUUUGCAAUGGUCUCCAAGGAUCCAGUCGAGCGGCCUCUGCCCGUUGCGGAUGGCGAAGAUAAUGCCUCCCCAACGCGGUCCCAGACCGACAAGAAGGGCAUCGUGGAUGCCACCAGCUAUCCAUCUGAUGACACUGAAUCAAUCAGAGACUUUCCGUGGACGUGGAAAGCUACCGCUAUUGUUUGUGGUGUUGCCCUCUCCUGGGGCUCGUCUUUCUCUGAGAACACCCUCGGACCUCUCAAGAGCACUUUGAUCAAGAAUCUGGAUAUCAAUAACUCUCAGUACGGAGCUAUUUCCUCGGCCACGUCGCUCGUUAAUACCGUCCUCCCAAUUCUCGGGGGUUACGGGCUCGACCAUUAUGGCGUCGAAUGGGGUUCUUUGGCGUGCUCGGUUGCAAUUUUCAUUGGCGCGGUGAUAUCAGCGGCUGGCUCCAACCAGGAUUCAUUUGCUUUUGUUGAAACAGCAAAGGCUGAUAAGGAGUAUUAAUAGGCAGGUACCAUGGGCUGG